AUGUCGCAAGAAGCCCCGACGUUGCAAUCCUCCAAAGCUGAAGUAUGGUACCUCAAGGAGAUCACAUUUGGCACAAAGAGUAUUGAAAGGCGGACCUUGAAGGUCAUAACACAGAAUUUCAAUGGACCAUGCUCAUUUAUCGCUAUAUGCAAUAUUUUGAUUUUACGAGGAAACAUCGACAUCCAGCCACCAGAACGGAGAACGGUCUCCUACGAGUUUCUCUCUCAGUUAGUUGCCGAAUAUCUGCUUGCAAGCUCCCCUGAUGUUGAUAUCUCCGCGGCACUGUCCGUCAUGCCUUACACCCAAAAGGGAAUGGACUUGAAUCCGGUAUUCACGGCGGCUACAUCAUUUCGACCGGGAGGAGCAGGUGACGAAUUGAAACUAUUCGAACAAGCCGGCAUCACGCUGGUGCAUGGAUGGCUAGUUGCCCCGGACAGCCCAGAGGCGACGGCGCUGGAGACGAUCCAGGAUUAUGACGCCUCGGUAUCUUUGAUUGCCGAAGUGGACCACUUGACACACGGGAAGUUCGUCUUCAACGAGGACGCGGCCGUUACUACUGCACCAAGUCCGACAAGCCCUACGACGAAUUGGUCAGAGGAGGAUCAGAAGAAGGUAGAGAAUGCCAUCAUCAUCCGUCAGUUUCUUGAACUGACGCAGUCUCAAUUAACCUACCAUGGUCUUUUCCACCUCGCUGCAACCCUCGAGCCAGGGGCACUCGUAGCCCUAUUCCGCAACUCCCACCUUUCGGUCCUCUACAAAUCAGAAGACGAAGAUGCCGGACUUUACACGCUCGUCACAGACCAGGUUUUCCUACGUGAGCCAUCCGUCGUCUGGGAACGUUUGGAAGACGUCGAUGGUGGUUGGUCAACGUUCGUUGACUCCGAUUUCGUGCGGGCCAGUCCCGCAGGGGGUGAUUUCGCAGGCCAGACUGCGGAAGAUGCACUGAGGGCGCAGGAAAACCUUGAAGGCCAAAGAUCUGUAGAUCCAGCUGACCAUGCAUUGGCGCAGCAGCUGCAGGCUGAAGAGGAAAUCAUUGCGCGUCGGCAGCAUGAAGAAUAUGUGCGGGAGCAGCGGGCUAAGCGUGAUGCCAGGGCGCAGCUGCCGAACGGGCACCCUCUAGAAAAACCCCUCAAGGAGAAAAAGAAGAAGGAUUGUAUCAUCAUGUAG
Messenger RNA from Laccaria bicolor S238N-H82, 1167 nucleotides. RefSeq lists its product as uncharacterized. Gene Ontology annotation, cellular component: cell periphery; cytosol. The transcript has 5 exons. NCBI's taxonomy places the organism in Eukaryota, Fungi, Basidiomycota, Agaricomycetes, Agaricales, Hydnangiaceae. Gene Ontology annotation, biological process: protein K48-linked deubiquitination. The record is from RefSeq and is a predicted model, not a curated record. Bases 1 to 1167 code for a protein of 388 amino acids. Gene Ontology annotation, molecular function: cysteine-type carboxypeptidase activity; K48-linked deubiquitinase activity; cysteine-type deubiquitinase activity.